AUGCCUGGCGGUGUCGUGUUUUUAGUUUGCAUACCCACGUCUAACCACGAGCACGAAUUGAUCUUUGGUGUGCCAUCGAAACGACCGCGAAAGAACGAGAAACCAGAGAAGCCUGUGGACGUGCCCAAGGUGAAUUUACGUCUCAGGGAGACGAGAACGAAAACUCAACUGCUGACACUCGAUGACGAGAGGGACGUGGAUAGUGUCGUGGACGUUACCAACGAUUUUGAUGGCGGGAGGUAUCGUCGACCUCGAGGACACGGGACUUCCGGUCUGCGCGGGAGGAGUCCCGUUUUUAUGUCGAUGGAAACGGUACUGGAAGAGUUGCUGAAGAAACUGAAAGUCGAACACGUGGUUUGGUGCAAAGAUAAAGAGGACAUGUACUACGAGGUCAUAUUUCCGGUCCCCGCCGGGGAACCAUGCGAGAACUGCCUGCACUGUCUAACGGAGAUGGGGAUCGGCGUGAAAAUGAACUCCAUAGUAAGCGUGAUUCCGACCCAGUGCACGUACAGCGGCAUGGGCAACGCUCGUCCCGCCGCCAUUAAGGACGACCUAGCACGAAGACGAAAGGAAUCUGAAGAGAGGAAGAACGCUUGGAAGGCUUUCGUGGAAUCGAUACGAUCGAAAUUGACGGUGAAACAAGUCGUGGAUGGAGUUCGUAGUGGUGGAGAUCUCACGUUCGAUUAUGUAUUGCUGGUACUGACAGCGGAUUGUCUUGCAGCCCUUGGUCUCAUCGAGAACAGCGCGACGAAUGUUGUCGCGGCCAUGUUGGUCUCUCCGUUAAUGGGUCCCGUAAUGUCAUUGACCUUCGGUACUAUAAUAGCCGAUAGGAACCUCCAAUUCAUCGGUUUGAAAAGUUUGUUGCUCGGUAUAUUCGUCUCUAUACUAUUCGGCUUCAUAUUCGGCCUGAUUCUGGGUACUACAGAGAUGCCUUGGGGUUACAACGACUGGCCCACCGACGAAAUGAAAGGCAGAGGAAAUUACAGGUCUCUCUGGAUGGGUGUGUUAUGGGCUCUUCCAUCUGGCACUGGUGUAGCCGUGGCCCUGUUGCAGGGAAGCAGCGGACCUCUGAUCGGUGUCGCCAUAUCAGCCUCUUUGCUACCCCCUGUAGUAAAUUGCGGUUUAUUCUGGGCGCUGGGGUGUAUAUGGCUAAUCUAUCGGCCCAUUAAGAUGCCACACAUAAAAGGCGAGUCCUACACGGAUUACAACACCUCCUACGUCUACGUGUACACCGAUUACCUGCCGGUCGAAUUCUUCUGCAACGGUAUAAUCAGCGCGUGCUUGACCUUUAUCAACGUGAUGUGUAUCUUUAUCACGGCGAUAAUAGUCCUGAAGAUUAAGGAAGUCGCCGCCCCGUACACGUCCACGCCAGAAUUACGUCGGUUCUGGGAACACGAUAUCCGUCUGGUCCGCGAUAAGAAUAUUUCACGAGAUAACAGCUCCCUGAACUCAAGUUACUACGACGGAUUGAGUAAAACGAAACAACGGGCGUUAGAGCAAACCUUAAAUGAAGCGGUGCGUGAAGCCAUCAAUGACGAAACUUUCCGCAAAGUGCAGCGAAUUAGUUAUGGUCAACACGGGCCUGAGCAGUUUACUUCAAAAUGGGGUCUUCAAAGCAAUGGUGCAAGCAACAUCACAAAUAUUGGACACGCUGAUGGAGCCAUCCCCGAAAGUUUUCGAUCGCCGGAAAGUUUAGGAAAUUCUGGUAGUACGAGCGAAGACUUAGCUGCACUCGACAGACUGAUCACGUAUCUAUUGGGCCAGCCAAACGGCAACAGUCCCGGAAAUUUAGAUUCUUGGCGCCGUUCCCGUCGAGCAAGUGCACGAGGUUACAGACAAUUGCGCAGUGCAGGUGUCACUGCUGAAAGGGGCGAUAUCGGUUCCAACGUUGACACAACACCACUUUAA
Molecule: messenger RNA, 1908 nt
Organism: Dufourea novaeangliae
Lineage: Eukaryota; Metazoa; Arthropoda; Insecta; Hymenoptera; Halictidae
Exons: 12
Coding region: 1-1908 (635 amino acids)
Source: RefSeq, a predicted model, not a curated record